AGUGACCAGUGAACAUCGCUACACAGUGGUGGUAACAUUCCACGUGCGCGGGCUAACCUAUGCUGCAUAAGACCACACGACUUUGAGUCGGAACAGAAUGACUUUUGACUCAAAGCCUGCAAUGCACCGAUUGCAAAGAUUUGGUUGCACACACAAGUUGUACACAAUGGAUUCUCAGGGUGUUCUGCCUUAAGAUCGUGCACUCACACCACUAUAGGACCCAACACACUUUGCAUGUGAAUGCGGUGCACGUGCAUCUGCAUCUGCCGUGUACUCUGUGUUGUGCAUUUGUGUUAAGUGUUAGCUACAAAUCAUUUCACUACAAAUGUCCACUGAGCCUAGUGAUGACUCAGAGCGAUGUAUGUGUAUUUUAUAUUUUCGCAGUAUACCGUUCCAUGUAGUUCACAUUUUCCCUAGCACGGACCAAAGUCAACGCCAAGAAACAUCAAUUAAGCUCAAACACGCUGAACAGUGCAAAACGGUUUUUGUGCGAAUCAAAAAUUACUCUUGCAAGCUCCGUGAGCGAGGGGACUAACGCGAUGCAUCAUUGGUAGAGCCAACGGAAUUUUGAUUAGAUACGAAGAUGAACACAAGUAGUGUCUUUACACAAAACGCGUAUUAGGAACUAGCAAUGGGUUGUCUGGAAAUCCAAACCAAAUGGGAAAAUGUAUAUCUUUAAGCUUAUAGCUCGAGGGGUGAGAGCGACUAGGCAGUUUUUGUACGGCCCAGAAAUUCCCGAAUAUGUGCCAUGAUCCAAAGUAUCAAAACGUUUAUCGACGUGUCGUUAGGCAAACAAACGGAAAAUAAUCGGGCGCUGUAAAUGUGAAGCAGAAAAAUAAAGUGAAUUUUCAAAGUGCCAUAAGAUAAUAUACAUAAAUAUACGCAUCACAUUUAUAUAUAUUUGUCCUAUAAAUAUCUAUAACUUGCCCACGGCCGAUAAUACAAUCCUUGAUGCACCUAGUCAAAUGAGUACAACUAAAAUAUAUAUAAUAUCAACCGGGUUCCGUAAGAAAAGAUAUCAUAUCUUGAGAAAUGGAUUAGUAAUUUUUGUAAAAAGCUUGGCAUCGAUUGUGUGAAAAGGAGUUUGCCGAAAUGCCGAUAUGAAGCCUCCUGGAGAAGAUCAAACGAAUGAGAAGGAGCAUUCCGACUUAGGGAUGAUAAAACAACUUCAAUUAAUACGUAAUCGAAUACUCAGUCAGGCUCAUUACGAUAGCAUGACCGACAUUGAUGCGAGUGCUCAACAGCAACAACAACUUCAGAACGUGCAGAGACUGCAGCACGAAAGCUGCCUUCAGGAAUUGCACAAUCAUCUGAGCAGCCAGUACGGGGCAGUUCGCUUUACUGCAGCAAACCCCCAACAUCAAAAUCAACAGGCAGUUUCCGUAUCUUCCGGAAACUUGAUGCCGUUCCUUCCGGCCUUCCUACAGCCGCCAAUGCCCAAUGCUCAACAGCUCCUGCAGCUCAUUCCCGGUCAUGAGAAUGCCCAAUCUGUCCCAACUCAUCACCACAGUCACCCGCAAAGUGAAGCAUUCAGCACACACAAAAUGGCACUAGCUCCUAUGUGGUCCACUGCGGCUGUGGCAGCUGCGCACAUUCAAGCAGCUCUGGCGGCUGCGGCAGUAGCAGCUGCCAACAAUAACAAAAAUAGCAGCCAUUUUUCGAACAACACUAAUAUAGUCGGUUUAGCCACCAGAGGUAAUGAGCUACUGAACACAGAUUCUGAUCCCCAAAUGGAAAUCGGAGAAACGAGAAGGGGCGGCAAUGGGGGGUCCUGCAGAUCAAGGCCAGAGUCCCCAACGUACGAGAAUCCACCUUACGAAAUCCUCUCAUACAGCCAUAACACACCUCCAGAAUCUCCACAUGGUCGAACAGCUGAUUGUUCAAAAAACUUUUCACCAUCCCCGACAGACAAUCUCAGCAUUGCGAGCGUGUCUGAAGCCCAAGACUCGGAAAUGGAUGCUCCACUUAAUCUCAGCAAGCCAAAGGGAUCACCAAGUUCAUCACCGAACAGCUCUUCCCAAAGGGAUCACUGCGAAAACCUUACUCCUGUUGUGUCCAGUCCUCCCCUCAGUUGGCACCAGGGGCAACCACAUUAUGCGGAGAUAGAGUUGCCCCUUCUAAAAAGUCAUGGGAGAGUGUGGAACUCAGCUGUUGCAUGUUCUGGAGGAUCACGGGCAACGCGAGUGAGUCGUGACUCAGUAAAUAGUUGUGGUACGAAUUCAGAGCGAUCGGCUGCGUUGGACCCAGAAAGUUUGAAUUCAGGUCAACUAGGCCCUGUACCUGCAUCGCCAUCAUCGCAGCCACUGAGACAAGGAAAUGGUCAUGGACACGGAGGCAACCACGGCCACGUGCACAGCAAGCCACACAUAAAGAGGCCAAUGAAUGCGUUCAUGGUGUGGGCAAAAGAUGAGCGUAGAAAGAUACUCAAGGCUUGUCCAGACAUGCAUAAUUCGAAUAUAUCAAAAAUUCUUGGUGCUCGUUGGAAAGCUAUGUCCAAUGCCGACAAACAGCCGUAUUACGAAGAACAGUCAAGGCUCUCGAAACUUCACAUGGAGCAGCAUCCGGACUAUCGCUAUAGACCUCGACCCAAGCGCACCUGUAUUGUGGAUGGUAAAAAGAUGCGUAUUUCCGAAUAUAAGGUCCUGAUGCGAAACCGGAGGGCUGAGAUGAGACAGCUAUGGUGUCGCACAGGCGGGGUCAGUGGUGGCUCAGGAAGUCUCUGCGCAGAUGCCUGUCCAAAGGGAUCCGGCGGUUCUAAUUCUCAGGUCGCGGUUGCAGCCGCUGCAGCUGUGUAUCACUUGCAGGAUAUGGCAUCUUCAGCAGCUUCCACCGCUCAUGGGCAUGACUGUGGACAUACACCCCCUCAGCAGUUCUUCUAUCCCCCAGAAAGCUUAUCGCCUUCUGGUUUUUCUUCCGAUGAAGUGGAACUUGCAUCUCAGCGCGAGCUAGACGACUAGGAUGGUGAUUACCGAAAGCCAAAUCCGGAAUAAUGACAAUUCUGGCAAACGGUGCCAGUUAUCAGAAGAUAAAUGAAAAAUACAAUUAAAAUCUGUUUGUAAAUACAAAAAAAUAGGAUAGUCAUUAUUUGAAGUAAGUUUCAGUUCAAGUGCCAUUAACGUACAUAUAUACACAUGCAUACAUAUAUAAGUUAUUUGUGAAUCCAUAGUUUACAGGGCAUUCGGUCUUGGGAACCUUGCAAUUUUUGUGCCAUUUACGCACCAAUGCCAUAAUAACAUACCCCAGAUUAGCCGUAAACAAAUAGGUAGUUAGUAUCGAUUAAUAAAAAUACAAAAUAUACAAUUAUGUACAUGUCAAAUUUGUAUGCGUCCAAAUACUCAAAUCUAGUUUAAUAGCAUCCACUUAAAUAAAUACAUAUAUUUAAUUAGUUGUAAAUUUUCAUAACUACUUUAAAGUUUAUUAUAAAGAUUGGCUUGUGUGCAUACUUAGUAAACAAAUUACAAUGUUGUUAUAAUAACAUUAUAGUAUUCCUAUUCCGGCGGUAAGCCGCUUUUUCAUAAUCCUGGUAUUAUAAUAUGCUGGCAAUCUAAAUGCAAAUUUAGGAAAUCUAAUGCACACGUUGUGUAUAUGAUGAACAUGUCUAAGUGUACAUUCAAAUUAUUAUUUCACUCUAACAUAAUUAAUUUUUAACAUAUACAAUGCAAUCGAAUCAAAAAGCUCAUAAAUCAUAUACAUUUUUAAAAUGGCUUUCCAAGCAAUUGUAUAUUAACAGCAAGAAAUAGAAUACUAGAAUAAUGGCUUGGAACCAAUUAAACAAGAACGCGAAAUAUAUCUUUUUGAAAGUUC
Drosophila melanogaster (fruit fly) is the source of this 3804-nucleotide messenger RNA. RefSeq names its product Sox102F (gene Sox102F). The transcript is spliced from 5 exons. Gene Ontology annotation, cellular component: nucleus. NCBI's taxonomy places the organism in Eukaryota, Metazoa, Arthropoda, Insecta, Diptera, Drosophilidae. The coding region runs from base 1101 to 2957 and encodes 618 amino acids. The record is from RefSeq and is marked reviewed. Gene Ontology annotation, molecular function: DNA binding.